Messenger RNA from Apiotrichum porosum, 1146 nucleotides. RefSeq names its product 3-isopropylmalate dehydrogenase (gene LEU2). The coding region runs from base 1 to 1146 and encodes 381 amino acids. The transcript is spliced from 5 exons. Gene Ontology annotation, biological process: L-leucine biosynthetic process. Gene Ontology annotation, cellular component: cytosol. The record is from RefSeq and is a predicted model, not a curated record. Gene Ontology annotation, molecular function: magnesium ion binding; 3-isopropylmalate dehydrogenase activity; NAD binding. Lineage: Eukaryota; Fungi; Basidiomycota; Tremellomycetes; Trichosporonales; Trichosporonaceae.
AUGGCUGCUACGACCUUCAAGAUUACCGUCCUCGGCGGCGACGGCAUUGGCCCCGAGAUUGUCCAGCAGGCCGUCCGCGUCCUCAACGUUGUCACUGAGAAGACCCCCACUCUCAAGCUCGAGCUCACUGAGAAGCUCUUUGGCGGUGCCGCCAUUGACGCUACCGGCACCCCCCUCCCCGAGGACACCCUCAAGUCGUGCCAGGAGGCUGACGCUGUUCUCUUCGUCUCGGAAACACGUACUGACGUUGCAGGUGCCAUCGGUGGCCCCAAGUGGGGUGUCGGCCCUGUCCGCCCCGAGCAGGGUCUCCUUGCCCUCCGCAAGGCCCUCGGUCUCUACGCCAACAUUCGUCCCGCCAACUUUGCUUCGGAGGGUCUCCUGAAGCACUCGCCUCUCAAGGCCGAGGUCGCCCAGGGCACCGACAUCAUUGUCGUCCGCGAGCUCAUCGGCGGUAUCUACUUUGGUGAGCGCGGUGAGGCCAACGAGGAGGGUGUCGCCUUUGACACCUGCACCUACUCGGUCGGUGAGAUCCAGCGCAUUACCCGUGUCGCUUGCCAGAUUGCUCUUGCCGCCAACCCCCCUCUCAAGGUCACCUCGCUCGACAAGGCCAACGUCCUCGCCACCUCGCGCCUGUGGCGCAAGACCUUCGAGGAGGUCAUGACCAAGGAGUACCCCCAGCUCCAGUACGAGCACCAGCUCGUCGACUCGGCUGCCAUGAUCCUCGUUGCCAACCCCCGCAAGCUCAACGGUGUCGUCGUUACCGAGAACCUCUUUGGUGACAUUAUCUCGGACGAGACCUCGGUCAUCCCCGGCUCGCUUGGUCUCCUCCCCUCGGCGUCGCUCGCCGGUGCCCCCGACGCGUCCAAGACCGUCCAGGGUAUCUACGAGCCCAUCCACGGCUCGGCUCCCGACAUUGCCGGCAUGGGCAUUGCCAACCCCAUCGGCACCAUCCUCUCGGCCGCCAUGAUGCUCCGCUACUCGCUCGGCCAGGCCAAGGCUGCCGAGGCCAUCGAGGCUGCCGUCCGUAAGGUCCUCGACCCCGUCGAGACUGGCGGCUUCGACUUCCGCACCAAGGACCUUGGCGGCAACAAGUCGACCACCGAGAUGGGUGACAAGAUUGUCGAGGUUCUUGCCACCAUCCUCUAA